Molecule: messenger RNA, 2719 nt
Organism: Carica papaya (papaya)
Lineage: Eukaryota; Viridiplantae; Streptophyta; Magnoliopsida; Brassicales; Caricaceae
Product: pentatricopeptide repeat-containing protein At3g62890-like
Biological process (GO): RNA modification
Molecular function (GO): zinc ion binding; RNA binding; protein binding
Source: RefSeq, a predicted model, not a curated record
UUGGCCCUAUUUUUACCAAAUUAAUGAAUUAUUCAUCUCCCUGAUGAGGUUCUUGUAUUAAAAACCAAUACAGGAUGAAUCCCGCUUAAAACUGCAGGGAGUUUCUUACACUGUUUACCAGAAACCCUCUCUAAUAUAUAUAGAUAUAUGAUCCGACCACUUCUCAAUCUCAAACCAACCAUAAACCUCUCAAUCUUGGAGACCCAUUUGCGUCAAUGCCAAAACCUCAGGCACUUCAACCAAAUCCUCUCCCAGAUGAUCUUCACUGGCUUCCUCACAGACGCAUAUGCUGCGAGCAGGCUCCUCAAGUUCUCUACUGAUUCACCCUUCAUUCGCUUUGACCACUCCCUCCACAUCUUUCACCACAUUCACAAUACAAAUUCUUUCAUGUGGAAUACCAUGAUGAGGGCAAACGUCCAGAGGAACUCUCCUCAGGAAGCUAUGUUUUUAUACAGAUUCAUGUUGGUUAACGACGUGCUUCCUGAUAAUUACACUUACCCCAUUCUAGUUCGAGGUUGUGCUUUGCGAUUGAUGGAAGUUGAAGGUAAGCAGAUGCAUAAUCAUGUUUUGAAACUGGGUUAUGAUUCGGAUGUGUAUGUGCAGAACACGUUGAUUAACAUGUAUGCUGUUUGCGGGAAUAUGGAGGAUGCGCGUAAGCUGUUUGAUGAAAGUCCAGUCUUGGACUUGGUUUCGUGGAAUUCAAUCUUAGCUGGGUAUAUUCAGAUGGAGGAUUUUGACAAGGCAAAAGAAAUUUAUGACAGGAUGCCUGAAAGGAACACAAUUGCUUCGAACUCAAUGAUUGUGUUGUCUGGUUGGAGAGGUGAUGUAAAUGAGGCUUGUAGGUUAUUCAAUGAAAUGAAGGAGAAGGAUUUGGUAUCAUGGAGUGCUUUGAUUUCUUGUUAUGAGCAAAAUAAGAUGUAUGAGGAUGCGUUGGUUACAUUUGUGAAGAUGAAUGCUAAUGGAUUUAUGGCGGAUGAGGUUGUGGUGAUCAGUGUUCUUUCUGCAUGUGCAGAAUUUAUGGAAGUAAGGUUAGGAUCAUUGAUCCAUGGUUUGGCAACAAAGAUUGGGAUCGAAUCAUAUAUUAACCUUCAAAAUGCUUUAAUUCACUUGUACUCCAAUUGUGGGGAAAUAGAAAUUGCCCAAAAGCUGUUCAAUACAGGCUAUUGUUUGGAUCAGAUAUCUUGGAAUUCUAUGAUAUCUGGAUAUUUAAGGUGUGGGUCAGUAGAAAAGGCAAGAGAAUUAUUUGAUUCCAUGCCCAAGAAGGAUGUGAUUUCGUGGAGUGCAAUGAUAUCAGGCUAUGCUCAACUAGACCGUUUCUCUGAGACAUUAGCAUUGUUUCACGAGAUGCAGCUUGAUGGAGUCAAGCCCGAUGAGAUCACUUUGGUAAGUGUGAUCUCAGCUUGCACACAUUUGGCUGCUCUUGAACAAGGAAAAUGGAUUCAUACUUAUAUAAAGAAGAACAACCUGAAGAUUAAUGUCAUCCUGGGUACAACUCUCAUAGACAUGUACAUGAAAUGUGGAUGUGUUGAAAAUGCAAUGGAGAUCUUUGAAGAGACGGAAGAAAAGGGGGUUUCUACAUGGAAUGCUGUAAUUCUUGGCUUGGCAAUGAAUGGGUUGGUGGAUAAGUCACUUGACAUGUUCACUGUGAUGAAGAAAACUGGAGUGAUGCCUAAUGAGAUAACGUAUAUGGGAAUUCUUGGGGCUUGUCGACAUAUGGGUUUAGUUGAUGAGGGACGCCAACAUUUUAAUUCCAUGAUUCAAGAACACAAGAUACAACCAAAUGUUAAGCACUACGGAUGCAUGGUUGAUCUUCUAGGACGUGCAGGCAUGCUAAAAGAAGCAGAAGAACUCAUUGAGAGUAUGCCAUUGGCACCAGAUGUUGCUACUUGGGGUGCCUUGCUUGCAGCUUGUAAGAAGCAUGGCAACCACAAACUGGGGGAGAGUAUAGGAAAAAAACUAGUUGAGCUUCAGCCUGAGCAUGAUGGAUUUCAUGUUCUAUUGUCCAAUAUAUAUGCUUCACAAGGUAAUUGGGAUAAUGUCGUUGAGGUUAGGGGGAUGAUGACGCAACAUGGAGUAUUAAAGAUCCCGGGUUGUAGCAUGAUUGAAGCAAAUGGAACAGUUCAUGAGUUCCUGGCAGGGGAUAAGAUGCAUCCGCAGAUAAAUGAGAUAGAGGAUAUGCUAGAUGAAGUGGCCAGGAAACUGAAGAUGGAAGGUUACACACCAGAGACAAAUGAGGUUUCCCUUGACAUUGAUGAAGAAGAGAAGGAAUCUUCUCUGAUUAGACAUAGUGAAAAGCUUGCGAUUGCCUUUGGGCUUAUCAAUAUUAGUCCACCCACACCAAUAAGGAUAAUGAAAAAUUUGCGAAUAUGCAAUGACUGUCACACAGCGGCAAAGUUCAUAUCUAAAGCAUUUAGCCGUGAAAUUGUGGUGAGAGAUCGACAUCGCUUUCAUCACUUUAGGCAAGGAUCUUGUUCAUGCAAGGAUUAUUGGUAGCAAAUUGUAAUAUAAAGAUGAAUCACUUCCAAAUGCUGCCUGCCUUCUUGUAGCAACUACAUUAGAAAGCUGUUAAUGAGGUAAAGGCCAUUGAGGGCGGCUGGCUGGCCUUCUUGAUUGUGAAGUACUGAGGAACCAUUUCUUCAUGCACUCACAAGAACGAUAUGAUGGUGUAUUACAACAAAGAGUUUUUUAUUACAACAUUAUGAGUCCAACGGUACCAAAA